AUGCUUUGCCAACAGUGCCAGCGUAUGUUCCAAGGCCCCGAGUGGGCCACCCAUCAUGCGGAUGUUGCAUCUCUCAGCGAAGCUGCUGCAAGUGGCUGUUCGAUCUGCCAUCCAUUCAUGCAUCAGCUUGUCCAGAAAUAUGGCGACCCCAAGAACGUCUUUAUCAACCCCAUGAGUUACCGCAUCUACCAAGACGAAAGACAGGCACAGAUAGUACUUGACUUGGAUUUCUCGAGGGAUGGAAACGACGUCAUGGAGUGCCAGUCUUUGGUGGCCAUCCCAAGUGAGACCGUCACCUUCAACCCGACCAUUCGCGAGAGACGCUCAUCUCUUCCGCUGCAACUCGCCGUGACCGCGGCCAAAGGUUGGUUGACAGACUGCCAAGAGGGUCAUGGCCAACGGUGUCGAAAGAAUACCAACCCUUCCUACUACCCGGAUUAUUUGCUUGAGAUUGAUGGGUCGACGGUGCGACUGAUUUCUCCCGCCGACAAGGAACUCUCGGAUCCCUACGUAGCAGUGAGCUACUGUCGAGGCUCGAAUCCUGGCUUUCUUCAACUGUCUGCUUCCACCAUGACGCAGCUCCAGAAUGGGAUCUCGCUUACCGAGCUUCCAGUUGCUUUUAGGGAGGCGGCCGAACUCGUUCAAAGCCUAUUCAUUCGCUAUCUCUGGUUCGACGCCUUGUGCAUAAGCCCGGAUUCUAAAAGCAGCGAAGAUCAGGUACAACAGACUUAUACCAAUUGCCUUUUCAACCUUGCUCUUGCGAGACCAGAAUCGCCCAAUGAGAGCUGCCUUGGGGCAUGUCCACCGCACGCAAAGCUCCCAUUCCAAGUGGAUACUACGGGCCUAAUCGGAGAAGACAGAAAUGCCAAAACAACAGCCACCGUGGUCCCAUGGGACUACUUCGAAAGCUCCCUCUACCACCAGCCACUCGCUUAUCGAGCCGACAGCGUGCAGGAGCGGUUCUGGUCUCCGCGCGUCCUCAGCUUCGGUCUGGGAGAGUUGUUCUGGAGCUGCACCCAGCUUUCGAAUGCCAGCGAGUCCCUUCCGCGAGGCCCUGCGCAUCUCGCCGAAGAGUUUGAAUUAAUGCAGAAGGCAGUCCCGGAUACUUCUGAUCCAGAAAGACUUGGAGAGUUUUGGUGGAAGACCCUGGAGGAAUAUACUGAUGGCGAGCUGGAUUGUCCGGAAGCAGGUCGCUUAGCUGGCGUUUCGACUAUCGCCAGUCAAUUGGCCCUCUACAUGGACGACCUGUAUGUUCACGGCCAUUUCGCGAAAAUGCUCCCAUGGAGUCUUAAUUGGCGCGUGGAAGUCCCACCGUUGGAGGAUAGGCGAGGUGUUCGAAGAGCACGUAAGAUAGACGCGGCGAAGCACAUAACUCCGUCCUGGAGCUGGGCUUCAAUGGAUGGCACAUUAUACUUCUUUCGUCUGAUGGAGUGCACCACUUUGGCGGAGAUUGCCAACCCAUCAAGCUUGAUCGAGACAGGUUUCUCCAAACUUGCUAUCACAACAUUCUGUAUGGAGGUGGAUUGGACAGACGGGAUUCCUGUCAUUCAGCAUGAGUUCUGGAGAACAGAUGGCGAACGAUUUCACUGGCUCCGGGUCGAUCUCGACGAUGAGCGUUUGACGCCCAAGCCAGGCGCUCGGCAUCUACUCGCAGCCUUGAUCGAGGACGAUUGGCUGGGGAAAUGGGAGGGAUUACUUGUGGAGGAAGUGAGCGUGGGUGGCGCAUGUUCUUACAAGAGAAUCGGUCAUUACAUUCUUGAUCGAAAGCAAGGGGAUGAGGAGCGAGGGCGGUGGAAGGAGGACUUCAGAUUGCUGUCUGGAGAGCGACAGGAGAUAGUGCUGGUAUAA
Molecule: messenger RNA, 1848 nt
Organism: Aspergillus melleus
Lineage: Eukaryota; Fungi; Ascomycota; Eurotiomycetes; Eurotiales; Aspergillaceae
Exons: 1
Coding region: 1-1848 (615 amino acids)
Source: RefSeq, a predicted model, not a curated record